CAACCCAGUUGUCAUAAAUAUAUGUAUCUUUUCCUUCUGUUUCAUGAAGAAAAUUAACUUGUUUACAGCUAUGGCUAUCAUUCCUUUACUCCUACUAAUUUUCAUGCUUAACUUCUGUCCUGAGAUUGCUCAAGCUACUCAGCGCACAACUAAAAUAACCGAAAAGACCACCUUAUUAAACUACAUUGUCCAUGUCGCAAAACCAGAAGGCAGAACUUUGGCAGAGAUUGAAGAUCUCGAGAGUUGGUACCAAUCGUUCUUACCAGUUAGCACAGCAAGCUCGCAGAAGCAACAACGCAUGCUUUACGCAUACCAAAAUGUAAUGAGUGGUUUUGCAGCAAGAUUGACUCAGGAGGAAGUGAAAAGCAUGGAAGAGAAGGAUGGCUUUCUUUCAGCACGGCCUGAAAAGAUAUUACAUCUACAAACAACACAUACCCCCCGCUUCUUGGGUUUGCAUCAGGAACUGGGAUUCUGGAAAGAAUCGAAUUUUGGAAAGGGAGUGAUCAUUGGAGUGCUAGAUGGUGGAAUCUUCCCCAGGCACCCGUCAUUCAGUGAUGAAGGAAUGCCACCACCUCCUGCCACAUGGAAAGGGAGGUGCGAUUUUAACGCUUCAGACUGUAACAACAAACUCAUUGGUGCAAGGUCAUUCAAUAUUGCAGCCAAAGCCAAGAAGGGAUCAGCAGCAACUGAACCACCAAUUGAUGUAGAUGGACAUGGCACCCACACAGCAAGCACAGCUGCUGGUGCCUUUGUAAAAGAUGCUGAAGUGCUAGGAAAUGCCAGAGGCACAGCAGUUGGAAUCGCGCCUCACGCUCAUUUAGCAAUUUACAAAGUGUGCUUUGGUGACCCUGGGGACGAUUGUCCUGAAAGUGAUAUAUUAGCUGGGCUUGAUGCAGCUGUCCAGGAUGGUGUUGAUGUGCUCUCACUUUCUCUUGGUGGAGAUUCAGUUCCUUUCUUUAAUGAUACCAUUGCCAUAGGAUCAUUUGCAGCAAUUCAAAAGGGAAUAUUUGUAAGCUGUUCAGCUGGAAAUUCUGGCCCUUUCAACGGCACAUUAUCUAAUGAAGCCCCGUGGAUACUAACAGUUGGAGCAAGCACUGUAGAUAGAAGAUUUGCUGCUAUUGCAAGGCUUGGAAAUGGUGAACAAAUUGAUGGUGAAUCCCUCUCCCAACAUAGUAACUUCCCUUCAACACUAUUACCUCUAGUUUAUGCUGGCAUGAGCGGUAAACCAAAUUCCUCUUUAUGUGGUGAGGGAGCAUUAGAAGGUAUGGAUGUGAAAGGAAAAAUAGUCUUGUGCGAGAGAGGAGGGGGAAUAGGCAGAAUUGCUAAAGGGGGAGAAGUGAAAAACGCCGGCGGUGCUGCCAUGAUACUCAUGAAUGAAGAAGCCGAUGGCUUCAGCACCAACGCUGAUGUUCAUGUUCUUCCUGCAACACAUGUCAGCUUUGCUGCAGGGCUGAAGAUCAAAGCGUAUAUAAAUUCAACACAAGCACCGAUGGCAACGAUCCUAUUUAAAGGAACUGUCAUUGGAGACCCAUCAUCUCCUUUUGUUGCUUCCUUCUCAUCACGAGGCCCCAACCUGGCAAGCCCGGGAAUUCUGAAACCUGACAUCAUUGGGCCUGGAGUGAGCAUUUUAGCUGCAUGGCCAUUCCCUCUUGACAACAAUACGAACUCAAAAUCAACCUUCAACAUAAUUUCUGGCACGUCAAUGUCAUGCCCACAUCUUAGUGGCAUCGCCGCCUUGCUCAAGAGCUCUCAUCCUUACUGGUCACCUGCUGCUAUCAAAUCGGCCAUCAUGACUACUGCUGAUACCCUAAACAUGGAAGGCAAACUCAUUGUCGACCAAACACUUCAACCUGCUGACGUCUUUGCCACUGGGGCAGGCCACGUUAAUCCAUCAAGAGCAAACAACCCAGGAUUAGUUUACGACAUCCAACCUGAUGAUUACAUUCCUUACCUAUGCGGUCUGGGCUACGCAGAUAACGAAGUUAGCAUAAUUGUGCAUGAGCAAGUUAAAUGCUCAGAAAAUCCAAGCAUUCCUGAAGGUGAGCUGAACUACCCUUCAUUUGCUGUCACUUUGGGACCUUCGCAGACAUUCACAAGGACCGUGACAAACGUUGGCGAUGUAAAUUCAGCUUAUGAAGUGGGCAUCGUUUCCCCACCAGGAGUUGAUGUGACUGUCAAGCCUUCCAAACUCUACUUUUCAAAGGUGAAUCAGAAGGCAACAUACUCCGUAGCGUUCUCUCGCACUGAAUAUGGUGGCAAAACCAGUGAAACUGCUCAAGGAUACAUAGUAUGGGCGUCUGCUAAAUACACUGUUAGGAGUCCAAUUGCUGUAAGUUUCAAGUAGGAAAAGAUGCAUCUAUGGAUUCUUAUCGGUGGUAUAAAU
Messenger RNA from Populus nigra (black poplar), 2383 nucleotides. Its product is annotated as subtilisin-like protease 4. The transcript has a single exon. The record is from RefSeq and is a predicted model, not a curated record. Lineage: Eukaryota; Viridiplantae; Streptophyta; Magnoliopsida; Malpighiales; Salicaceae. The coding region runs from base 44 to 2344 and encodes 766 amino acids. Gene Ontology annotation, molecular function: serine-type endopeptidase activity. Gene Ontology annotation, biological process: proteolysis.